Messenger RNA from Gloeophyllum trabeum ATCC 11539, 1506 nucleotides. RefSeq lists its product as uncharacterized. The record is from RefSeq and is a predicted model, not a curated record. NCBI's taxonomy places the organism in Eukaryota, Fungi, Basidiomycota, Agaricomycetes, Gloeophyllales, Gloeophyllaceae. The transcript has 2 exons. Bases 1 to 1506 code for a protein of 501 amino acids.
AUGCACCGGAUGUUCGAUGUGCCCGAGCUCUUGCAGUUCGUCAUAGAAUGUCUAGUGGAACCCGGAUAUCAGCACCCUUGUAUAUUUGUAUGCAAGUAUUGGGCGGAGAUUGUGCUCGACAUCCUUUGGGAGGAAGUCGAAGACCUAGAACCGUUAUUCCGCAUUAUGGGACCCCUUACAGAGGGGUCCAACAACGGUACUCUUCAAUACCUCCCUGGGCCCGACGAUUGGGAGCGGUUCCGCUAUUACACGUCCAGGAUACGCUCCGUCAUCUACUAUCCGAAAUUCAGACAAAAUAGAUAUGCUCGCAAGCUAUUUCCAAUGCUUGCAAUGACGAAUGAUCAAGGGGCGCUCUUCCCCAACCUCCGUCGCCUGGAAUGGGCUGCGGAAGACCUGGAGACACUUGCGACCUUGACGUAUUUCAUGCAUGACAAAGUCGAAUCUCUGCUGAUCACCUUCUCUGAUGAUCUGGCUGCGGACCCUGCGCACUCUCUGUCAUCCUUUGUCUUCCACACUAUCAAAAGAGCGCCAUAUCUAGGAUACCUGGAUAUAUCGGGGGACGAGUGGAUUGGACCGCAGAUCCUUCAUCUCCUUCGUGGUCUAAAGAAACUCGAAGAGGUCACCAUCCCUUGCUUCUGCGCCACAUCUGAGGUGCUACAGGAGCUAUCAUCCAGGGUGAUGCUCAAAACUAUUACAUUUUCGGGUGAUGGCGACAUGGAUAUGCGCCUCUAUCCCAACCUCACAGCCGCCGCUUUCCCCAGCCUCGAGACCCUGAUUUUGAGAUUACACAUGUCAGACCUCAUCCAUAUGUUCAAGUCAGAUGUCCACUUCGAGCGACUCACGAUGCUCUGCCUGAAUGAGGCUGCAUACUCGAGGACAGGCAUCAUCCAGGAUCUCCUGGGACUCAUCGCGACAAAAUGCCCUGUUCUUAAAACCCUCUAUCUCGACACAGACUACCAAGCCCCGGAAAAUCAGGCAGACGAAGCUAUCCCAGUGUCUCUCGAUGACCUCAAACCUUUGAUGCAGUGUAGACUGCUGGAAAGUUUUACAUUACGCCACGACCGUGCGUUGGGUCUCACAGACGGCGAUGUGGAAGUGUUGGCAAGAGCCUUGCCUGGAUUGAUUCGUAUAAACUUGAACGCGGACCCGCCGGAAGAGCAACGGCCAGCAAUGACUUUGCAGUCAUUGGUGACCUUUGUGAGCCAUUGCCCGAGACUUGGAGAACUCGGACUGUAUAUGGACGGAACUUCUGCUGGCGACGUGGUCAUCCCGGAACAUGGCCUGCCGUUCUAUCAUCUGGAAGGAAUAUCCGUCGGGGCAUCACAUAUCUCCGAUCCUCCACAGGUAGCUGCAUUGUUGGCUCGAAUCAUCCAUCCUGGAUGCGUAUUGAGAAAAAGCUGGCAAUCUACCACGACUAGACGUCCGAUGCUCGACAAAUGGGCAGAAGUCCGUAACCUGCUGCCCACGAUGUUGCGAUUGGUUCAUGACGUGAGGAGCGAGAGAUAG